This is a messenger RNA of Medioppia subpectinata, 1167 nucleotides long. Lineage: Eukaryota; Metazoa; Arthropoda; Arachnida; Sarcoptiformes; Oppiidae. The record is from the annotation of a GenBank genome assembly.
CGCACAGGUGAGGGAAAGGGCGACAAGAAGCGAGUGGUAAGCGCUGUUCGCCUAUCGCUACUCCCAUUCGACUACUUGUGGACGACUGUCCGUAAGUUCGCCGAAGAGACCAAACUGUUGUCCAUCGAUGACCUGUCGCUGGUGUCUGCGGCCAAAGCGCGACUCACCGAAUACAAGCCUGACAUCCGAGAGCGGGCCCACUGUCUGCCCAACGCCACGGAUGUGGUCGCUCUGAGGGCCAAAACACAGCUCUCGACCCGCGUAUUGAAGGGCAAAGUCGGUGAUGUCGGCGAAGAGGCCAACGCCGUGGAACUGGACUUAGGCCUGCCCUACGUGUUGACCGGUAUGGGAGUAAUGCUCUCGUCGUCCGGCAAAACCCGAUACGCUUUCAAAUUGGAGACAUCUAUGGAUCGCAAAGACUGGCAAAUGUUGUAUGACUUCACUAAAUAUCAUACGAGCAAUAAAUUGGAUCUAAUGUUCAAUCCGUUGGUCGCCAGAUAUGUCCGCCUUUCCGACGCCGUGAGUUACCCGGAUUGGGCGGAAAAGCGCAAAGACUCGAAGCCGGUGCGCAAAAUCACGAAUCUGGUGGCCGUGUAUGAGGAGCCGCAGGGAGUGGUCCAACUGCGCGACCACUUGUUGGCCUCGAAAUACCUGCUCCGAGACUUGGCCUGCGAUUUCACGUACACCUCGUGGCACAAGAAGGCGGGCAAAACAUACUACGUUUCGGCCCUCAACGACCCCAUCAUUUGCAUACUCUCACAGCCCGUAUGGAUGGACACGAUCUCACUCUUCGUGCCCGACGACGAGCCCGAGAAGGAGUGGAACUUUACCGUUGAGGUCACCGCCGAUCCGGACGUCGACUUCAAGACCGCCAAAGUUGUGGAGAGCGGUGGCGGCGGCGGCAGCACAAGGGGUGCCAAAGGGGGUGUCAAAAAGGUGGCCAAAGGGGGCAAUGGGUGGCAAAUGGUGGGCGACUUCCGCGAAGAGGCGCGCAAAGGCGACGUUGAGGUGGCGUUCGAGCCGACAAUAGUGAACGCCUUCCGUCUGACGGCUACCCGACUGUCGGGCGGCACCUAUAAGGGAAAGGAGAGGGACUUUGCCGUCGAGAUCCGUAUUUAGCGCACAGAAUAUUCUUGGAUAAUCCGUGGAUAAUAUCUCGCGUAUGGA